AUGGGCGGGCCUUAUGAAGGGCCAUCAAAUGGUCCACCAAAUGGACAUGGACAAUAUCAACAACAACAACAACAAUCACAAACACAACAAAUGCCACAAAUUCCAACACAAAUUGAAAUUUCGAUUGAUUUCACAAGACCAGAUGGACAGGUUUGUAAAUUUUGAGCACGGUGGGAUGAAAAAAUUUACUGAAAAUAAAAUAGCUAUGCGACUUUUCAUAUUUUUAAUUUUUCUAAAUCUGUCAGAUUCAGUAUGUUUGUAAGGUUUCAAAUUUACGUGUUUUUUCAAAGCAAAGUUCAAUUUUUUGUUUCCAUGACUUUUAUGCAUUUUUGAGUGAAAUGUCUUUUUUAAAUGGACUUUUUAAAAUGAAAACAUUCAAACGUUCAAAAAAAAAACUUGUGAAAAAAGUAAUAUUUAUUUUGGAAAGUCGAUUAGCUAUCGAAGGCUGUAGUUUUGAUCUUCAUUUUCCAAAAAAAAUGAAUAUUAGUUUCAAUAAAGUGGAGGAAAAAUGGAAACUUAGGUUCUGAUAUCCCAAGGUUCAAAAAAUCCAAUUUUUCCAUCAUCUAGAUAAUGAAAUAUUCCAAGAUCAUCUUUUGCAGCGAACGCGUCCACUUCUAGUCGAAAAUCGUCGUUUAUAUGUAGAUGAACAUUAUAUAUCAGUUUGGUCUCCAGUUUUGCGUGCUUGGUGUGUUGAAUGUCCGGAUAGGGAAUUAAUUUUAGCAAAUGUUCAAUAUGAACAUGUUCUUGAAAUGUUAGAAUGUAUUCAUCCAACUUAUAAAGCAGUCGAUGAUCAAUCUGUUCAUAUUUUAUUACCAUUAGCUUAUGAUUAUCAGGUAAGACAAUUCAAGAAGAUUUUUAUGGAAAAUGAUUUUAAUUUUUUCAGAUGGAAGGAUUACUUCAUAGAUGUGAAUGUUUUUUGAUAAGUCACACAUUGCCAUUUUUAGAAAAAGUUUGGAUUGCAGAUAGGUCAGUUUAGAAGGGAAAAAAGAGAGGGAACAUAUAUUCUCAAGAGAAAACUAUGUAAUUUGGCCACAACAAAUUCCGUUUUUGGAAAAAAAUUUUUUUUUGAAAAAUAAAAGUGCAUAAGGGAACCUUUUUUGGAAUUAUUGAUGAAGAUUUAUAUAAUAAAUGGCAGACCGGCCUACAACAUCUCAAUUUUUUAUUCAAAUAAAAGUUUUAAAUUUCAGGUACAAACUAAAUCGAUUAUUAGUAUUAUGUCUUCGAGAAAUGAGGCCAAAUAGUAAAGUUGAUUUGAAUGGAUCUCGAUAUUAUGCACUUUCUGAUCGUGUCAAAGUAUUACUUCUUGAACGACUUCAUGGUUCAGCAGCACCAGAAGAAAUACUUGAACCACCUCUUGAUCUUGAACAAUAUAACAGAGCAUCAGAUAUUAAUUUUGCUGCAGUUCGAGCAAAAACAGGUCGAGUUUAUUAUGUGAAUCCAUAUUAUAUGGCAUGUUGGUCGAAUGUAUUCGAACAAAAGUUAUGUACAACUUCUUCCGGUGUUGAAGAAAUGUUUUGUCCUUGUUCACAUGAAGAACUGAAAGCAUUUUUGAUGGCAAUUCAUCCGCCACAAUUAAGAAUUAAUGAAACGAAUAUUGGUCCAAUAUUAAUGUCGGCUUGUAAAAUGGAAUCGCCUGCAUUAUUGAGAAAAUGUGCUAAUUUAUUAUUAUCUCCUCAUACACAAUUAUCUGUAUUUGUUAGGUUAUCACUUUUGGAUCGAUGUUUUUUGCAUGAAAUGUUACCACAGUGCCUUCAAAUGGUUCAAAGGCCUGAACAUCUCAUUCAAAUGACACAACAAACUACUUGUAAGUUUUAUUUUAUCGGGAAAAAAUAAAUAUAAAAAAUUGGGGUUUAUAAAAGUUAAGUUUACUUAACGUUUUUGAAAAAAUCGCUACAAAUUAAAUUAUUUUUCAACAAAAAUGAAUUACUGUAAUUUUUUCGCACUAAAUUUAAAAAAAAAGUUGUACUACAGACAUCGUUUAAAAACUUUAAUUAUUCCCACAAUUUGAUGAAACUCGUGUCUUUUGGGUACUGUAAUUUUUAUUUUUUCUGUCAAAAUCCAAAUUUUAAAUAAUUUGCAGAUGAUUGUCUUUCAACUCGUGCAAAAGCUGCAAUGAUGGAUCGAUUAGGAAUAUUAUUAGAGAAUCCAGGAUUGCAAACACAUCAUUGCUCAAGGUAAUCAUUUUUUAUAUCAUCAAAGGUUGACUCAACUAUACAAUUUUUCGGUUAAUCAAAAUUUCGAUGAUUACUUUCAAAACUGUUGUUUCAAGAUCAAGUUUUUUUUGACUUUCUAUUCAAAUUUCAUAAGUUUUAUUCUACAGUAACCUUCUGACUCCACUUUCGAACAUUUUUCGCUAAAUCAAGAUUUUUUUGAAUACAUUUUCAAACCUUUUUCCAAACAUAUCCGUUUGAAUUUUCCGGUAUGAAAUGAAAAAAAAACUUUGUAUUUAAAUUCCUUUUUGAAUGAUCCAGUGUAUGUAUUCAGAUGCAAAUCAAGCAACACAUGCGGUUCAGUAACCUGGAUGUGUCCACAAUGUAAAACUUAUUCAACCGAUUCAUCACUUCUUCGCAACAAUACAAAUAAUACAACAACAGCAGGAACAGCAACAACAACAAAGUAUUAA
This is a messenger RNA of Caenorhabditis angaria, 2623 nucleotides long. The record is from the annotation of a GenBank genome assembly. NCBI's taxonomy places the organism in Eukaryota, Metazoa, Nematoda, Chromadorea, Rhabditida, Rhabditidae.